GCUUUGAUUGGCUGCGUAAUAGUGGUAGACGUCGUUAGAGGUCGUUCAACCUCUGAUACAAGUUUUCUCUUUCUUUCUUUCACCCUGUCAUCACGUGAUCUGACGUGCCUCUUAUUCCGCACGAUUUCGUCAUCCAGGUGCGGAUUUUUGUGUCAACGACUUUCUCUUGUGACUUUUAAUGGAAAAGACAUCACAAUGUCUAAUGAACAACAAAAACAUUUUAAAAGAUAUUCGUCUGUAAGAUAUUUCCAUCAUUCAUCCAGCAACCAAGCGAUCAGAAAAGCUGGUAUGGGAACAUCAGGAUCACAAGCACCUACUCAGAACAGAACUCAAGUCAGUGGAAAUCAGCAGCGAAGACAAGCAUAUGCAUAUGGAUGUGCAAAUCUUUUAUAUGAAGAAUCAGAGAUUGAUCCCAUCAAACUCAAAGAGAAGAAACUUCGUUAUCGAUUGAGUUCUUUAAGAAAAUGGGAGUAUACAAAGUUUGGCAGAGAGCUUCAACAACGACAAAUCAGGCCCCCAGCACAGUCUCUUAAGUUUACAGUUCUAUCUUACAAUGUGUUGGCUCAACAUCUUUUGGAAGAACAUACUUACCUGUACAGGAAAGCAGAUCCUGAGGCUCUUGACUGGAACAGUCGUGCUGAAAGAAUUCUACGAGAAGUUAGAGACAAUCAAGCAGAUGUUUUAUGCCUUCAAGAGGUUCAAUCAGACCACUACGAAACAUUCUAUGUUCCCAAACUCACAGCAAUGGGUUUUACGGGAGUUUUCAAGAAGCGAACCGGGGACAAACCGGAUGGAUGCGCUAUAUUUUUCCGAGAUUCCAAGUUUGAAUUGAAGAAUAGCAUAUCAGUUGAAUACUGCAAGCCAGACGUAGAGCUUCUUGACCGAGACAAUAUUGGUCUAAUAGCAUUACUUACCCCGCGCAUUUUGCACUCAAGAAAUUCUGCAGAUGAAGAUUUACCGUUUAUCGUUGUUGCUACCACACAUCUUCUUUACAAUCCGAGACGACACGAUAUUAAGCUUGCUCAAUUACAGCUGCUUUUCGCAGAAUUAGACCUCAUCGCUUUCAAUUCAAGUAAAGCAACUUCCAAGAACAAUAAUGGAAUUUCUUACCACCCCACAAUCCUGACAGGAGAUUUCAACUUGACACCGAACACUAGCAUCUACGACUUCAUCACACGUGGUUCUCUACAAUUUAAAGGACUAAGUCGAAGGCAAUUGACUCCUGAGGAUCGUGGACACGUGCUUGAUAAGGAAUUGAUACCACCGCAUCUGAAUGUCACAGACCAGUGCCAACACCUCCAUGCAACUGAACGACGAAUACCUCUUGUGGGCCAUUCAAGCUCUCAAUUGUCAAAUGGUGAAUCUUCUGUCGAACGGUUUUCCACUGGCCAGCUAUCACAUCAGCUUCAGUUGCAAUCCGUUUAUCCUCAUCGUCUAAACCGUUUAAAUGGAGCUAAUGAAGCGACCACUUUCCAGAACGAAUGGGUCACUGUUGACUACAUUUUUCACAACGGUUUUCAAUUCAAGAACCCGAACCUGCAGUUGCUAAGUCGCUUAGGACUAUUAGCGGGACAAGAAUUAGAUGGCCUUGGGGGCUUGCCAUCAUUGGCUUCACCUUCUGAUCACUUGCCAUUGGUAGCCCGUUUCCUCUGGAAGUAUAAAGGACUUUAAAUAAGAGUUACCAAAAUGUCAUUUGUAUAUAUUAUCCUGGAAAUUUAAUGUCAGAACACGACGGGUUGAAAACUCUUUGAAACUUUAGUCACUUCUCACUGAAAGUAAUAUCCUGAUAGUCUGUUAAUAUACAGUACAUUACAUGUAUUAUGGUCUGUAAAGAAAUUCUGAAAUAACAAAAUUCUUUUCCAUAUAUAACUGCACUCUGUAGUUUGUUUAUGUCUUUUUUUUCAUAAAAAUUUGUUUGAGCAUCUUUUGUGGUUAAAUCUAUCAAAUAGACACUUGGAUCAUUUA
Messenger RNA from Daphnia pulex (common water flea), 1965 nucleotides. RefSeq names its product protein angel homolog 2-like (gene angel). The record is from RefSeq and is a predicted model, not a curated record. The coding region runs from base 196 to 1671 and encodes 491 amino acids. Lineage: Eukaryota; Metazoa; Arthropoda; Branchiopoda; Diplostraca; Daphniidae. Gene Ontology annotation, molecular function: 3'-5'-RNA exonuclease activity. The transcript has 3 exons.